AUGACGUCUAAUGUCUCAGGACGGAAAAUUUUAAAUAAAAUUUGUAGCAUAUUAACAUCGGAUCAAUCUGUGAAUAUUGACGAAACGGUAUUCAAUUUUCAAGUGGUUAUAAUACCUAAAGGUGGCAAACCUAAACCAUCUUGGGAAUACUUGGAUCUUUUUACCAAAAACAAAAAAUGUGUAAUUCAAAUUAAUAAUGAAGAUGAAUUGUGUUGCCCCCGUGCUAUUAUAGUGGGAUUAUCGUACAAGACUGACGUUAUAUUGGGACAUAAAUUAACCGAUAGCCAAAUAAAAGACCUACGGCAUGGUAGAAAUAAUAUUCAAACACGUUUCACAAAAGAACUAUGUCAAAAAUUAGAAAUAUAUGAUAACAGACCAUUUACAUACCGCGAUAUAGAAAAUAUAGAAACAUUUUUAAACAUUCAAGUAAAAGUCGUGAAUGUUGAUAAUUUUUGUGAAAUUGACUACUCGGGUAAAGAAAAUAGAAUUAAGAUUUACCUAUUAAAAAAAAAUGAACAUUUUAAUACGAUUUAUUCCAUGUCAUCAUUUAUGGAGCGUGUGUACUAUUGUGAAUUAUGUGAUACGGGGUAUAAUAAUAAAACUAAGCACGUCUGUAAAAAAGGACCAUGGCUAAAGUGGAAUCUAUGUAACGAAGACUAUCACAUCCAAGACCUUAGAAAAGAAAAACAAUUUUGCCAAGAGUGCGAUAUUGUGUUGAUAUUGAAUGUUUGA
Messenger RNA from Macrosiphum euphorbiae (potato aphid), 732 nucleotides. NCBI's taxonomy places the organism in Eukaryota, Metazoa, Arthropoda, Insecta, Hemiptera, Aphididae. The record is from the annotation of a GenBank genome assembly.